This is a messenger RNA of Athalia rosae (coleseed sawfly), 2707 nucleotides long. RefSeq names its product intraflagellar transport protein 80 homolog (gene Oseg5). Gene Ontology annotation, cellular component: intraciliary transport particle B; centrosome; cilium. Gene Ontology annotation, biological process: cilium assembly. Lineage: Eukaryota; Metazoa; Arthropoda; Insecta; Hymenoptera; Athaliidae. The record is from RefSeq and is a predicted model, not a curated record. Bases 148 to 2484 code for a protein of 778 amino acids. Gene Ontology annotation, molecular function: protein binding. The transcript is spliced from 15 exons.
AGCCAGGCAAAGCAUGAAUAGUUGCCUACACAAGGGGUAGUUGUGCACGUGUUGUCAUGACAACGUUUUCAGACGAAACUUCAAAACACUUUCAUAACACAAAUGCAGAAAAGAUUGUUCGCUGGGUAGGUAAUUUAGAACAAGGAUAUGAGGUUUAAAAUAUCGCUGCGAAAUAACGACGGGCAUAAAGGGUUGGUAGCGUGUAUUGCUUGGAAUGCCAGUGAGGAUAUAUAUUCUUGUGGGGAAGAUCACCUUUUAUUAUGCUGGAAGUUAGAGGGUGGAAUUGCACAUCCAUCGGUAAUUACAACAUUCCCAGCAGACUUCUGUCCAACAGAUAUGCAAUGGCAUCCUCGUCCCACAAAUACAAGCACAUCUUCCAAAAAACAAUCUCUCGAUGUCCUCUUGAUCUCAACUGCCGAUGGCAAAUUCCACUUGGUUAAUAAGACUGGCCGUAUAGAGAAAAGUGUGGAUGCGCACAAAGGUGCAACGCUUGUGGGGAGGUGGAAUAACGAUGGUUCGGCUCUGCUCACCGCGGGAGAGGAUGGACUCAUAAAAAUAUGGUCUCGCAGUGGCAUGCUUCGUUCUACAGUAGUCAGGGGUGGACAGCCAGUCUUGAGCGCAGCUUGGAGUCCAGACAGUUUGUCGAUUUUAUAUACACUAGGAGCUCAUUUGCUUGUUCAAUCGUUCAACUCUAAUGCAAAGCCUCACAAAUGGCACGCACACGAUGGCCUAAUAUUAGCCAUAGCAUGGAAUCAGAGGAACAGUCUAAUAGUGUCUGCAGGGGAAGAUUGCCGCUACAAGAUUUGGGAUCGUACAGGGAAUCAGUUAUACGCCAGCAGUGCAACCGAAUAUCCUAUCACAUCAAUCGCUUGGUGUGCCAACGGUGAUUACUUUGCCGUUGGAUCCUUCAAUACAGUCAGACUCUGUGAUAAAACUGGGUGGUCUCAUUCUUUGGAAAAAGUCGGCACCGGAAGUAUUUAUUCCAUAGCAUGGUCGAACGACGGUACACAGGUUGCAAUGGCAUGUGGGGGUGGUAUCGUUCUCACUGCUCAUGUUAUCGACAGACGACUUGAAUGGAACAACUACGAAGCGACAUUGGUAAGUCGCAAGACAAUCCGAGUCAGAGAAGUUAGCAGUGAGCGUCACGAAACUCUUGACAUCUCAGACCGAGUGAUCAAGCUGGAAUUUGGAUUUGGUCAUCUGGUUGUUAUCACACCAUCUCAAUGUCAUGUUUACGGAGUUGCAAACUGGAAUACACCAGCAAUAUUUGAUUUGAAGAACGGAUCCGUUACCUCGGUAAUUCUUGCAGACAAACAUUUCAUACUUGUGGAAUGGAACACCAUCAGCCUGUACAGUUAUCAAGGUCGGUUAUUGGGUGUACCACGCUGGAAAGGGAUGACUCAAGAGCCGGUUCACACUUCGUGUAUUGCCCUUUGCUCCGAUACACUUGUUAUUCGGGAUCAGAGUAACGAUAAAUUGCUUCACGUUAUAGAAGUGUCGAGUCAUAAACCAAUUACCGAAGGACAACCUUACACCCACUUUCACGGGGUAUCUCAGCUCUCUUUGAAUCAUGUCGGUAGCACUGCUGAACGACAACUGGCAGUUGUGGAUGUAAACAGAGAUUUAUUUUUAAUAUCAAUCAGAGCCAAUGGAUUUGGACGGUGCUGUAAGAUCGCUGUCAUGGCUCAGGGUAUUCAAUGGGCAACAGAUGCCAAUAUUUUUGCUGCUAUGUUGAACGUCACACUUUCUGUUUGGUUGUGUCCAAAUUGUGUUCACUAUAGCGACAGAAAAAUGAUACGGAAAACGAGAAUUGAUAGCGACAACAGCGAAUUUGGCAAACAACCGAGCAUAGCGAGUGUUCACGAGGGAUUAAUCACUGUAAGACGUGGAGAUGGUGCUUUGGUCACAUCAGCCUAUUACACAUUCUUUAUCGGAUUGCAUCAGCAUGUGAUGAAUAACAAAUGGAAAGAUGCUCUUUCCUUAUGCCGUAUCGCUCAGAAUGAAAUACUUUGGACUUGUGUCGCAGUCUUGGCAACUGAGGCGAAAGAGUUGGACGUCGCUGAAGAAUCAUAUGCCGCUAUAUGCAGGUUCGACAAGGUUGCUUAUAUUCAGCGUGUUAAGCAACUAUCUAACAAGGUAGAGAGAUUGGCUGCUAUGGCAUUAUUAACAGGUGAUUUGCUAGCGGCGGAAGGUAUUCUUCUGCAAAAUGGUCUUGUUGCAGAGGCAAUACAUACCAAUCUCAAAAUGUUCAACUGGAACAGAGCAUUGGAGCUUGCGACAAAACAUAAAAAGGAAUUGGAUAAAGUGUUAUCAGCACGUAGAGAGUAUCUCAGUAUUCUUAAUAAACAAGAAACUAAUCCACAGUAUCUAAACCACAUGACGAAUGAAUUGAAACAGCAGCAAGAUGAUCUGAAGUUCGAACGAACCACAGAGUCGGAAAAGGCAGAAAACCAACCGGAAAAGUUGAGCUUUUUGGAAUUAUAAUCACAAAACUCAGGUCAGAGUGUACGUCGAAUUUUAAACCUAUGUUUUAUUUUUAAAUAAGUCAUAUAAUGUUACAUCUACAAUAUUUGUUGUUAUUUUAUCAGUAUUAUAAUUAGGUUUGAUGUAUUUUAUAUCAGACACUGCAGUGUCUGUCAUUUGUGCUAUAUGUACAAGAGAGGGAAAAGAGAUAUUUGAAUAAAUCAAUUCUUGUCGAUACAUUGAA